Messenger RNA from Trichoderma gamsii, 2778 nucleotides. RefSeq names its product hsp98-like protein. The coding region runs from base 1 to 2778 and encodes 925 amino acids. The record is from RefSeq and is a predicted model, not a curated record. Gene Ontology annotation, molecular function: ATP hydrolysis activity; ATP binding. Lineage: Eukaryota; Fungi; Ascomycota; Sordariomycetes; Hypocreales; Hypocreaceae. Gene Ontology annotation, cellular component: cytoplasm; cytosol. The transcript has a single exon. Gene Ontology annotation, biological process: cellular response to heat.
AUGACUUCACGAAUGGAAUUCACAGACCGUGCUCAAAAGGCCAUCGAGGACGCCAUGUCCAUGGCCGAGCAGUACGGCCACUCACAGCUUCUGCCAGUGCAUCUGGCUGUCUCCUUACUCGAACCCUCCAUCGAUCUGUCCAAGGACCAGCAGAAUGGACCUCAGCAGAACACAAUCACCCUCUUCCGACAAGCCAUCGAACGAGCUCACGGAGACCCUCAACUGCUCGACCGAGCUCUGAAGAAGAGUUUGGUGCGGUUACCAAGCCAAGACCCUCCUCCAGACCAGGUCUCUCUGUCACCCUCGUUCCAUGCUGUUCUACGAAAAGCCCAAGAACUGCAAAAGGUCCAAAAGGAUACUUACAUUGCUGUCGAUCACUUGAUUACGGCCCUGACGGAAGAUGCCAGCAUACAGGCUGCGUUGAAAGAGGGCAACAUUCCCAAGCCCAAGCUCGUGCAAGAGGCCGUCCAGGCCAUCCGUGGAACCCGCCGGGUCGACAGCAAAAACGCAGAUACUGAGCAGGAGAACGAGAACUUGGCUAAAUUCACCAUUGACAUGACUGCCCUGGCCAGAGAGAAGAAAAUCGAUCCCGUCAUUGGCAGAGAAGAAGAAAUCCGACGAGUCGUGCGAAUCCUAUCUCGCCGAACAAAGAACAACCCGGUUCUUAUUGGUGAGCCCGGUGUUGGAAAGACCACCGUCGCCGAAGGUCUGGCGCAGCGAAUCGUCAACCGAGAUGUUCCCGACAACCUAAAGGCAUGUAAGCUGCUUUCACUCGACGUCGGUGCGCUUGUUGCCGGCAGCAAAUUCCGAGGUGAAUUUGAAGAGAGAAUGAAGGGUGUCUUGAAAGAGAUUACCGAGUCAAAGGAAAUGAUUGUUCUUUUCGUUGACGAAAUUCAUCUUCUCAUGGGAGCCGGCUCGUCGGGUGAGGGCGGUAUGGACGCUGCCAACUUACUGAAACCCAUGUUGGCUCGUGGUCAACUUCACUGUAUUGGUGCUACGACAUUGGCAGAGUACCGCAAGUAUGUGGAAAAGGACGCCGCCUUUGAGCGUCGUUUCCAGCAGGUUCUGGUCAAGGAGCCUUCCAUCAGCGAAACCAUCUCCAUCUUGCGUGGCUUGAAGAGCAAAUACGACAGCCACCACAAGGUUAGCAUCCUUGACAGCGCCCUGGUGGCUGCCGCCAACCUUGCCGCUCGCUACCUUACUUCUCGACGCUUGCCCGACUCAGCAAUCGACCUUAUCGACGAAGCCGCAGCAGCAGUUCGAGUUGCUCGAGAGUCUCAGCCCGAAGUCAUUGACUCUCUAGAGCGCAAACUGAGGCAGCUGAAGAUUGAAAUUGCGGCCUUGGAGAAGGAGCAUGAUGAGGCAUCAAAGGUCCGCUUGCAGCAGGCCAAGAAAGAUGCUCAGAAUGUCGAGGAGGAGCUUCAGCCCCUCCGUGAAAAGUACCAAAACGAUAUUAAACGAAAUGAUGAAAUUCACCAGGCCAAAGACAAGCUUGAAGAUUUGAAGAAGCGUCUCGAGGAUGCCAUCAACGCAGGAAACCACCAGCGAGCCGCCGAUCUCAAAUACGGCGCCAUUCUGGAACAAGAGGCUUUGAUCGCGAAGCUUGAGGAUAAGAAGAAUGCUGCAGAUGUGGCCCUCAACGCGGCUAGCGGCGGCGACACCAGUGUCAUGGUCACCGAUAUCGUGACUGCAGACAACAUCAAUGAGAUUGUGGCUCGAUGGACCGGCAUCCCAGUUACCCGAUUGAGGACGUCAGAGAAGGAGAAGCUCAUUCAGAUGGAAAAGGUCUUGAGCAAGGUCGUGGUUGGACAAAAGGAAGCUGUCACGUCAGUCGCCAAUGCCAUCCGACUUCAACGCUCAGGCCUUUCCAAUCCCAACCAGCCGCCUAGCUUCUUGUUCUGCGGUCCAUCCGGUACUGGUAAGACGCUUCUUACCAAGGCCCUGGCUGAGUUCCUGUUCGACGAUCCAAAGUCCAUGAUUCGCUUCGACAUGUCAGAAUACCAAGAACGACAUGCACUGAGUCGUAUGAUUGGUGCUCCCCCAGGAUACGUUGGACACGAUGCUGGCGGUCAGUUGACUGAAGCACUUCGCCGCAAACCCUUCUCAAUCCUGCUCUUCGACGAAGUAGAGAAGGCGGCCAAGGAAAUCUUGACGGUGCUUCUCCAGCUUAUGGAUGACGGCCGCAUCACUGAUGGCCAAGGCAGAAUUAUUGACGCCAAGAACUGUAUUGUCGUCAUGACCUCCAACCUUGGAGCCGAGUAUCUCGUCCGCCCGGGCGUGAAAGAGGGCAAGGUUGACCGCAAUAGUCGAGAAUUGGUCAUGGGCGCUCUUCGCAACUACUUCCUUCCCGAGUUCUUGAACCGCAUCAACUCCGUUGUCAUCUUCAACAGGCUUACACGCAAGGAAAUUCGCAAGAUUGUCGAUUUGCGCAUUUCCGAGAUCCAGAAGCGUUUGGAAGACAAUGGCCGCAAGGUCUUUAUAUCAGUCUCGGAGGAAGCCAAGGAUUAUCUGGGCAACGCAGGAUACUCACCUGCGUACGGUGCUCGACCUCUGGCUCGUCUGAUCGAAAAGGAAGUGCUGAAUAAACUGGCCAUCCUUAUCCUGCGAAACAGUAUUCGCGAUGGCGAGACUGCUCGGGUGGAACUCGACGACAACAGAAUUGUUGUGCUGUCGAAUCACCCUGACAGCGGAACAGAUGAUGAUGAUGAUGAAAUGUUUGAUUCGGAUGAUGUUGAGGAUGUUGUUGGAGAAGAUAUGGACGAAGACAUUUAUGAUUAA